CGGCGGGGGCCGCGGGCUCGCCGCGGCGCGCCGUGCUCGCCGCGCGGGCGCGGGCGCAGAGGCCGCAGCACGCUCGCCCCCCGGCCCCCCGGGCCGGGCCCCCGGCGGGGCCCUAGCGAAUGGCAGCCCGCCCCGCCCGCGUCCUGGGCGCAGCGAUCCCCGCGCUGCUGGCCGUGCUCCUGGGUGGCGUGGGCGCCGAGAAGGCGCCCGUCGUCGUGCACAGGAAGGUUCGCCACUCCGCGCUGCAGGUCUCGCGCCUCGGCGCCUCUGGGGCGCGGCACCGGCAUGGGCGCAGGCAGGACAGGCCUGGGUCCAGCGGCGACCCGGCCCUGCUGCAGCAGCUCGCGCGGGAGUCCAGCGCCGCCGCGGCCGAGAUGACGGCGGAGGCGCAGGAUCAGCUCGGCAACAUAGAGCUGGCCCACCAGGAGGCGGCGGGCGCGCAGCACAACUCGAAGACAGAGGGCGAUAUGCUUCACACGGCCCUGCUGGAAAACAACGAGAACCUGCUUGUCAUCCAGAAGCUGGCGGAGACCGUGAGCAAGAUGAAGGUCCAAUGGCAGGAGAUCGAGCGGCAGGAGCUCCUCUGCCGGAAGCGAGUGGCCGACCUGAGGAACGGGCAGUCUCAGAGGGUCGAAGACAGCGCCCUGGCCAACUCCGUGGAUGAUGCGGCCCGCGCCUAGGCAAUGUGACUGCUGGACAGACUUGUGCCGAGUGAUGCUUCGAUGCCAUUCUUGCCGCUGCAGUUAUCGCUCCCUAUCUUGCACUCCCCUCUUCUGGGGGUUUGCUGUAAGUAUUGUGGCUCGGUCAGCGUGGUG
Molecule: messenger RNA, 815 nt
Organism: Prorocentrum cordatum
Lineage: Eukaryota; Dinophyceae; Prorocentrales; Prorocentraceae
Source: the annotation of a GenBank genome assembly